Messenger RNA from Chaetura pelagica (chimney swift), 992 nucleotides. RefSeq names its product zinc and ring finger 2 (gene ZNRF2). The transcript is spliced from 5 exons. The coding region runs from base 1 to 330 and encodes 109 amino acids. Lineage: Eukaryota; Metazoa; Chordata; Aves; Apodiformes; Apodidae. The record is from RefSeq and is a predicted model, not a curated record.
AUGUUGAGAUGCAGCCCGGGGGAAGGAGGCUAUGUAGUUUCUGAAGGGUCACUGACAAAGCUUUCUACAAGAUUCAAGUGCCCUGUAUGUUCAAAAUUUGUAUCUUCUGAUGAAAUGGAUUUACAUCUUGUGAUGUGUUUGACAAAACCGAGGAUAACCUACAAUGAGGAUGUGCUGAGUAAAGAUGCUGGGGAGUGUGCAAUAUGCCUGGAAGAGCUGCAGCAAGGAGAUACUAUAGCACGGCUGCCUUGCCUCUGCAUAUAUCAUAAAGGCUGCAUAGAUGAAUGGUUUGAAGUAAAUAGAUCUUGCCCUGAACAUCCAUCAGAUUAAGACAAGAUUCAUGGUUUUAGCUGCUUCCACUGAUGAGAAAAUCUAGGAGAUGUGAGGUUCCCUUGCUGAACACAGUGUGCCUGGCUUGGGACUUGCAGUUCUUUGUGGCUGAAAAAGACAAAGAUGGACAGUGACAUGAAAAAAGCAUCGCAGAUGCACCCGGUUACUUGCCAGUUGUGCUCAGUAUACCAAACACUCAUGCAAAGGACACACAGGGAUUUUGAAAAUGCUGCACAUUCUGUAACAAUCUACUCCCCACAGACAUUACUGACUAUUUUAUAUUGAAGGCCAAAGUUCCUAAUUUCAGCCUAACUUCUGGUUCUGUGAAGGAAGCGGGUUGUUGGAUGUGUCUCCUACUCUGCCUCAAGUGGAAGCGGAGACAUUGGUCCGUGCUUUCUGAGAUCCUUGCAGGAGGAUGGCCCUGGUUUUGAGCGGGAACGUUUUCGCCUUCUUGUUGGCUGAAGAAGAGUAAAUGGCAAACUAAAUAUAAUCUUAACAGUGUGACCUUAAUUUACUGAAUUCACACCCUGUUUUAUGUUCUACACUUUUUCCAAGAACAGAAAACAUAAACUUCUCUGCAUAGGAAUACUGUAUUUCAACAUUUUGUAACUAAACCUUUGUCACAAUGCAGUCCAAAGAGUAAAACCAAGACAGGUAACUAA